Messenger RNA from Manis javanica (Malayan pangolin), 1597 nucleotides. Lineage: Eukaryota; Metazoa; Chordata; Mammalia; Pholidota; Manidae. The record is from RefSeq and is a predicted model, not a curated record.
UGGGCGCUCUCGGCAGGUUGCGUGGCCAUGGAGAUAGGCGCCGACGAGUUCGAGCAGAACCUUCCUCUGCUGCAGGAGCUUGUCCUGGGUGCGGACUUCGUGGGUCUGGACAUAGAGUUCACCGGCCUUCGUUCCAAACUGUCCCGGUCCCAGCAGAUCAGUCUUUUUGACUUGCCGUCUGACUGGUAUCUAAAGACCCGCCAGAAUGUUCAGAAGUUCACAAUAUGUCAGAUUGGAUUGUCUAUGUUCUCCAGUAUUGAAGGCGAGUCAAACAAGUAUGUAGCCCAUUCGUGUAACUUCUUUCUUUUCCCUACAACGUUUGGGACUUUGGAUUCAGAAUUUUCUUUCCAGGCUUCUAGUGUUCAGUUUUUGAAUCAGUAUGGCUUCGACUAUAAUAAGUUUCUCAAAAAAGGAAUCCCAUAUAUGAAUGAAGAACAGGAGAAGAAAAUCACACACAACAUCCUGACCAGGAAGUGGAGGACCCACAGUUCUCUGGAUAAGGACCAAAUCAAGGUAGUGAUCGAUGAGGUGACGCGAUGGCUGGACCUGGCAGAGGAAGGCGACUGGAUGACCCUCCCUGGUAUCACUGGCUUCCAGGCCUUUGAGGUCCAGCUGGUGCUGAGGCAGGCCCUCCCCAAUGUGUGGACGGUGCUGACAGACCAAGGGGUGGUCGUGAAGAGAGUGAGCAAGCAACACCGCUGGUGUCUUGAGAACACCUCUUGUGGUGAAGAGGCCUCUUGGAAAGAGAAGAUUCUUCUCUCUGCGAGGGGCUUCUCUGUGUUUUUCCAGAUGCUGGUGAAAGCCCAGAAGCCCCUGGUGGGCCACAACAUGAUGAUGGACUUGCUAUACCUCCAUGAGAAGUUGUUCCGGCCACUCCCAGUUGAGACAAAGUACCCACACGAAGCAGCCUACGAUGCCUUCCUCUGCGGAUCAGUUCUUUUGAAGGUAGCACACCUGCUGCUGUGGAGAGUGCACGGCACUGGGGCCACACCUGAGCUCUCCUUCCCUCUGUACUUCGACAUGCUGGCUCCCUAUGUGAACCAGGUCAACCUUAUCCGAGCCAGGGUCCCUAAGAUUAAUUUUUCUGGCCCAGAUUAUCCCAGUACCAGACCCCCUAUCCUCAUCCUCAGUGCCAGGAAGUGGCCUGGGGUCAGCGAGGAGCAAGUCUACCGUGAGUUUCAGAAUCUCUGUAAGUUCGACGUCCAGCGGCUCACGCAGAGCCAGUUCCUGCUCUUGACCAAUAAGUUUAAAGAUGCUCGGAGCAUCCUGAAGGAGUACAGGGGCCACCCCACCCUGCAGGUGUCCCUGUAUCGGUACUGGCGGCACUCCCCGAACAUCAACUGCCUGUUGCAGGUGUGUGGCGUCAUUGCCGCCUGGGCCCUUGUUGCGCUUCUGCUCGGAAGACCUGGGUCCUGAGCACAGCCGCCUGGAGCCUCCGGCCUCCCUGCACCUCUCUGGCACAACUCUGUUUUUUUGUGGGGUUUUGUUUGUGUAAAUCAUAUUCUACUUGGAGAUGGAUCUGUACAGUCCUGAGGAGGAAAUUUACAUUUUGAGUGUGAAAUUCUGUAAACAUUGUCAAUGAUAAAGAAAUCCUUGG